Messenger RNA from Myripristis murdjan (pinecone soldierfish), 822 nucleotides. RefSeq names its product myogenin (gene myog). Gene Ontology annotation, molecular function: DNA-binding transcription factor activity, RNA polymerase II-specific; protein dimerization activity; RNA polymerase II cis-regulatory region sequence-specific DNA binding. The record is from RefSeq and is a predicted model, not a curated record. The transcript has 3 exons. Gene Ontology annotation, biological process: muscle organ development; positive regulation of transcription by RNA polymerase II; positive regulation of myoblast differentiation. Bases 61 to 822 code for a protein of 253 amino acids. Lineage: Eukaryota; Metazoa; Chordata; Actinopteri; Holocentriformes; Holocentridae.
CCGUUCCAGGGGAAGCGGGGAUUUUUGUCCCUUUACAUCCAGACCGCAGCGUUGUCCAGUAUGGAGCUUUUCGAGACCAACCCUUACUUCUUCCCUGACCAGCGCUUCUACGAGGGAGGGGACAGCUACUUCCCCUCUCGCCUGCCCGGGGGGUACGACCAAGCGGGCUACCAGGACAGGAACUCCAUGAUGGGGCUGUGUGGGAGUCUGUCUGGGGGCGUAGGAGUGGGGGUCACUGGAAUGGAGGACAAAGCCUCCCCCUCUGGCCUGUCGCCUCAUUCAGAACCCCACUGCCCGGGCCAGUGCCUACCCUGGGCCUGUAAGUUAUGCAAGCGGAAGACAGUGACCAUGGACCGUCGGAAAGCGGCCACACUGAGGGAGAAGAGGCGUCUGAAGAAGGUGAACGAGGCCUUUGAGGCUCUGAAGCGGAGCACACUGAUGAACCCCAACCAGAGGCUGCCCAAGGUGGAGAUCUUGCGGAGCGCCAUCCAGUACAUUGAGAGGCUGCAGGCCCUGGUGUCCUCCCUCAACCAGCAGGACAGCGAGACAGGGCAGCAGGGACUGCACUACCGGCCCAACCCAGCCCAGCCAAGGGUGUCGUCGUCAAGCGAGCCCAGCUCUGGCAGCACCUGCUGUAGUAGCCCAGAGUGGAGCAGCACCCCGGACCAGUGCACGCAGAGCUACAGCAGUGAGGAUCUCUUGAGUGCUGCUGACUCUCCAGAGCAGGGGAACAUGCGCUCCCUGACCUCCAUUGUGGACAGCAUCUCGGCAGCAGACGGCGCUGUGGCCUAUCCUGUGGUGCCUGUGGACAUUCCCAAAUAG